AUGCUCUCCCUGAAGCUGAGGGCCAUCCUGUUCCCCUUCCAGAUGGAGCCGCGGCGCGAGGAGCUGCUGCACGAGCUCGGGGAGAUGUGGGACGAGAUCGGGGAAGGGGAGGAUGACCGGCGGGGGAUGCUGCACGCGCUGGAGGAGGAGUGCCUCAACGUCUACCGCGCCAAGGUCGAGCAGGUGCGGCAGCACAGGGCGCAGCUCCGGCGGGAGAUUGCCGACUCUGUCGCCGAGGUCGCAGCCAUCUGCGCCACCAUCGGCGAGCCGCCGGCCACCGUGCAGACGGCCUGCUCCUCGCUGCAGGGCACGGGGAGCCUCAAGGAGGAGCUGGGCUCGAUCGCGCCGGAGCUGGCGGAGAUGAGGCGGCGGCGGGAGGACAGGCGGCGGCAGUUCUCCGACGUGACCGAGCGGGUGAACAGGAUACAGCAGGAGAUGAACCUAGGCGGCGGCCAGCCUCGUGUCGUCGCCGACGGCUCCGACCUGACGCUGACCAAGCUCGACGAGCUCAGGGCGUGGCUGCAGCACCUGCAGUCGGAGAAGGAAAUUCGCACCAGGAAGGUGGCGGAGCUCGUGGCGGAGCUCCAUUCUUCAUCCUUGGUUCUCGGCAUGGAUCCCAGGGAGAUCCACGCCGCCCAUGGCGGUGGCGACGACCACGCCGGCGGCCACUUCAGCGACGCCGCGAUCGCGAGGCUGGCGUCGGAGAUCGAGCGGCUGAGGGAGAUCAAGCGGGGCCGGAUGGAGAAGCUGCAGGACCUGCUGGGCAGCAUGCUGGAGCUCUGGAACCUGAUGGACACGCCGGCGGAGGAGCAGCACCGGUUCCAGGGCGUCGCCUGCAACAUCGCCGCCUCCGAGGACGAGAUCACCGAGCCCGGCGCGCUGUCCACGGCCAUCAUAUGCAACGUGGAGGCGGAGGUGGUGAGGCUGGAGACCCUCAAGGAGUACCGGAUGAAAGACCUCGUCGCCAAGAAGUACGAGGAGCUCAGGGAGAUCCGGCGCCGCGCGCGCCUGCCGGAGGAGCACGACGGCGACGCCGUGGCCAUGCUCGACGCCAUCGACGGCGACGCCGAGCGAGCUCUGAUCCUGGAGCGGCUGGAGGUGCAGAUCUCGGAGGCCAAGGAUCUCGAGUUCAGCAGGAAGGACGUCCUCGAGAGGAUGGACAAGUGGCAGGCGGCGCUGGAGGAGGAGUCAUGGCUCGAGGAGUACAACAGGAACGAGAACAGGUACAAUGUGGGCAAAGGGACGCAUCUGGUGCUCAAGCGCGCCGAGAAAGCGCGCGCCUUGGUCAGCAAGAUGCCGGCAAUGGCGGAAGCUCUGACGGCGAAGGUUGUUGCUUGGGAGAAGGAGAGGGGCGUCAAGUUCGAGUACGAUGGUGAGGGGCUUCUGGACAUGCUGGAUGAGUACGGCAACGCGAGGAAGGAGAAGGAGCAGGAGCGGAAGAGGCAGCGGGACCAGAGGCGGCUGCAGGGCGCGGCGGCGCCGGAGCGGGACGCGUCGCCGGUGGCCCGGCCGCCGCCCAAGAACAUCAAGAACGUGACCAGGACGCUGUCCAUUGGCCGCAACGGCGGAGGCGGCGGGGGAAGCGCCAGGAAGGCGUCGGCGGCGUCGUCGAGGCCGGGCACGCCGAGCUUCCUCAAGUCGCCCAUGUCCGCGCGGCGGGGCGCCAGCGACGAGGGCCAGAUGCUCUCGUCCGACUCCUUCGAGUGAACUCACUGGUUGCUCUAGCGGUCUGUAUGGUCAGUCUGUCCGAGCAUCACUAGGAGAGGAGAGCUCAGCUAUGGCCAUGGACCAUGGUAGUGAGCUGAAAUCACAGU
Molecule: messenger RNA, 1814 nt
Organism: Setaria italica (foxtail millet)
Lineage: Eukaryota; Viridiplantae; Streptophyta; Magnoliopsida; Poales; Poaceae
Product: 65-kDa microtubule-associated protein 3
Exons: 8
Coding region: 1-1707 (568 amino acids)
Biological process (GO): microtubule cytoskeleton organization
Cellular component (GO): cytoplasm; spindle
Molecular function (GO): microtubule binding
Source: RefSeq, a predicted model, not a curated record